Molecule: messenger RNA, 2113 nt
Organism: Sinocyclocheilus grahami
Lineage: Eukaryota; Metazoa; Chordata; Actinopteri; Cypriniformes; Cyprinidae
Product: hepatocyte nuclear factor 4-gamma-like
Exons: 10
Coding region: 287-1687 (466 amino acids)
Biological process (GO): regulation of DNA-templated transcription
Molecular function (GO): RNA polymerase II cis-regulatory region sequence-specific DNA binding; DNA-binding transcription factor activity; zinc ion binding
Source: RefSeq, a predicted model, not a curated record
CUCAGCCUCUCUAUCAGUCUAGCUCUGAUGAGCCUUGGACAAUAAUUACUGUAUUUCAGCAAAUCAAAGAGCUCCGCUGCAGUUCCUGGGUGCAGGGAACCUAUGGCAGAACAACGAUCUCUACGUGAUUCCACCAUUUGAAGUCCAUUGAUAGGGAACGGCAGAGUGAUAGAUCCAAGAGUGCACUGAUAAGCUCGGAUGGACUCAACAGGCCGCUGAGUGAACCGCUGGUGAGCUUUACGGUGUGCUGUUGAUUCUCCGAUACAGGCCAAAUCCUGACUUUACCAUGAAGAUCUCUGGGACUUCACUCGACCUGAGUGCAACAGACUAUGGGAUAACCCUGGACCCUACAUUCACCAUGCUGGAGUUUGACGGUCUACGUGUUCUCCCUGUGCAAACAGAGCCACUAAUACCAUGCUACGUGCCUGCAUCAGUACCAGUGGCUGCGCCGCAGCAGAGCAGCGUGAAUCUCUGCGCUAUCUGCGCAGACAGAGCUACGGGGAAACAUUAUGGUGCGUCCAGCUGCGAUGGCUGCAAGGGCUUCUUCAGAAGGAGUGUGCGCAAGAACCAUGCCUACACAUGCCGGUUCAGCAGGCAGUGUGUGGUGGACAAAGACAAAAGAAACCAAUGUCGAUACUGCAGACUUCGAAAGUGCUUCAGAGCCGGCAUGAGGAAAGAAGCUGUUCAGAAUGAGCGUGACCGCAUCAGCUGUCGUAGAGAAGGUCAAGGCGUUGGGACUCUCACCACUGAUGUGCUGAUGCAGGCUGAGGCUUGCACUCAUCAGAACCCCUCCCAGAAUCUCAUGAGGGACAUCAAAACCAAGAAGAUAGCUGGCGUGGGUGAUGUGUGUGAAUCCAUGAAACAGCAGCUCCUCCUCCUAGUGGAAUGGGCAAAGCUCAUCCCUGAAUUCUGUGAGCUGUCAGUGGAUGACAGGGUAGGCCUGUUCCUGGCUCACUCCGCUGAGCACCUCAUCUUAGGGGUGGCACGACGUUCGCUUCCUUACAAUGAUAUCAUCCUGCUGGGUGAAUACUUCAUCAUUCCUGUUCGAGGCACCGAGGAGGAGAUGUCCAAGGUAGCCACUCGUAUCCUGGAAGAGCUGGUGAGACCUCUGAAAGAGCUGAACAUCACAGACACUGAAUUUGUCUGUCUCAAAACCAUCGUCUUCUUUGCCCCAGACUGUCCUGGACUGCAGUGCUCUCAGGCAGUGCGCCGACUGCGAUUCCAGGCCCAGGUGCUGCUGGAUGAAGCCACGAGCGAGCAGCGAGGCCGGUUUGGGGAGCUGUUGUUGUUGCUGACCACACUCCAGAGUGUGGCCUGGCAGAUGGUGGAGCAGCUGCAGCUGAUGCGUCUCCUGGGCAAAGCCAGUGUGGACAGCCUGCUGAUGGAGAUGCUCCUGGGAGAAGAAGCAUCCAGAGGAUCUGAAGCACUGCCAGCAUCAGAGUCAAAUCCUGAGCCACUUUUAUUCACCACAGCUACAGAGUCUGUCCUCUCCAGAGGAAUACUGACGGAGCAUAUCCCAAUCCCUAACUUCACAUCCGUGAUCCUUCCUGUACCCGCCUCUCUGUCUGAAGAUCCCCUGCUAGCCACACACGCCGGACCGGAGGUCUUCACACAUGGACAAGCAGCAGACAUGCCAAGAGAAAUGUCCAACUGUCUCACCAUGCCCACUGUCCACACGUGCCUUUAACCACAUGUAUAAAAGUCCUCAGUUAAAAAGACAUAAAUAACUUUAUAUACUGAAGACCUCUGCUGAUUUAGUGAAUAAUGCUUAAUAAUAGUGUUAAAAUCUAACAAGUGUUACAAUUUUAAUGUGAGUGAAAAAUUAACAGACAAUAAAAAGCCUCCAAGCAGUAUAUCAAUAUUUUGUUUUGAGAUCACUGGUAAAUGAUUGUCUAAUUUAUUGGAUGGUGACAUGGCAGGGCGCCUGCAUAACCAUUACAAUUCAACAGCUCUCAUGGGUUCAUGGUUCAAUCAGAUACCAGAUGUCAAACACAUGAGGGUUGGUCUGCCUUAUGUAGACAAAAGGGCUGCUGGAUUUUUUUUUUUUUCCUCCCACUUGAAAAUAUCAUGAAGAUUUUCUCUAGGCCUUAAAUAUCAUUGUUUUGUUAUAUCA